CUGGCGUCCUGGCCAGAGGAGAGACUAGACCCCGAUAGAGGGAGGGAGAGGAAAAUUGUGAGACAGAAAAAAGAGAAGAGGCAGAGAAAAGAAAAGCGUCAGUUUUGUCAACUAUUGGAUAAGACCACCGAAGAAGGAGAUACGAAAGUUCAGAGUGACAAAGGAGCGGGUUUGUGGACAGCGAAGGGCUGGUGACCCCCAAAAUGGAGGUGCAGCAGCACGUACACUGCAUGAACUGUGUCAACCGGAGAUGUAUGGCCAGGCUGGAGACUGGAGUUUCUUGUGACCUAAUUGGUUGUCCUUUAAUCUGUGGAGCUGUUUUCCAUUCAUGUAAAGUAGAUGAGCAUCGCCUGUUGUGCCCUCUUGAAAGAGUGCCUUGUUUAAACAGUGGAUUCGGAUGUCCAUUUAUAAUUGCAAGGAACAAAAUAGCCGAACAUCUUGAAAUAUGCCCAGCAAGUGUGGUCUGUUGCACUAUGGAAUGGAACCGGUGGCCAGUGAGCUACGCAGAUCGGAAAUCUUAUGAGAACCUAAGCAAAGACGUUGAUGAUGUAGAACAACUUGAUAUGGCAUUAGCACUGCAGGAUCAGCGAAUGCUUCUAGAAUCGCUUAAAGUGGCCACCAUGGUAUCCAAAAAUGUUGACAAACAGCCCAGUACCAGUGAAAAGAUGCCUAUGGCAUCCAGCAUACCAGAAGACAAACCUGCAAAUGGAAUUUUUGCUAUGGAUGCAGAAUCAUAUGGUGAACUUUACAGAGCUACAGUAGAGACUACGAGAAGCUUAGCUGCAGCCUUGGACAUACUGAGUAAUGCAACACGGGAUAUGGACUUAAUCAAUGGAAGUCUUCCUGAAGAAAAGAGUGAAAGGAAUGGUGAUAUCCAUGUGAAGGAUGAAGUAAAAGCUUUGGACUUGGAAAAUGUUGAGAUGAAAGAGCAUGAUGAGUCUGGAUUUGAGCUUGGAGCAGUUGGUGGAGUGGAUCAUGAUGUAGUAGCAGAAGCACUGAGUGAUAGAAAAAUGUGGUCAGAGCAAAAUGGAUUAGAGUUUUUAAAAGAAGAGGUAGAGGGGGGAGAGAUAAUGAACAUCGUUGAGAGGAUGAAAAAUCAGAAAACCCUUUGUAAUGGAUUUCACAAUGCAGAAGGCAUCCAGGAUGAAUUGGAACAGGAGGAAAUGGAUUUAGAAGAAGCUGAAUCGAAACACUCUGAAAUCAAUGGGUCUUGGGCAGUCAGCAUGCCAGAAUGUAGGUCUAUGAUGACUUAUAAUUCCAUACCUGUUGUAGUGCAGGAACCUUCUGGUUCUCGGCCAUCACCUCCACCACUACCACUGCCUGAAAUCCUGCAAAAUAAUGCCCUGCAGUCCUUGCCCAUUGACAGUGAGGACAGAAGGUUUGAACGCAAGUUACAGAAUCUCCAGUUUCUUAGAGGGAUGAGCGUAUUUACAUUUAAUGGACGCAGAACUCUAUUUACUGAUCCAUAUUCAUUUCGUGCAAAAAUGGAAGACAAAGCUGUUGACACCUCUGACCUAGAAGUGGCAGAUGAUCCAAUGGGUCUUCAUGGAAUUGACCUUAUCACAGCGGCCUUACUCUUCUGUCUGGGUGACUCACCUGGUGGCAGAGGAAUUUCAGAUAGUAGGUUUGUUGAUGGUUAUCGUAUUGACUUUGGUACACAAACCUUUUCGUUUCCUUCUGCUAUCUUGGCAACAAACACCAUGGUGGGUGAAAUAGCUUCAGCUUCUGCUUGCGAUCAUGCAAAUCCACAACUUUCCAACCCAACCCCCUUCCAGACGCUCAGGCUGGACCUGGUUCUAGAAUGUGUGGCUCGAUACCAAACCAAGCAGCGAUCUAUGUUUACUUUUGUUUGUGGGCAGUUAUUUAGGAGAGAUGAAUUUUCCUCUCAUUUUAAAAAUGUUCAUGGAGACAUUCAUGCUGGCCUGAAUGGUUGGAUGGAACACAGAUGCCCUUUGGCUUACUAUGGCUGCACCUACUCCCAAAGAAGGUUCUGCCCCUCUGUACAAGGUUCUAAAAUUAUUCAUGAUCGACAUCUAAGAUCAUUUGGAGUCCAGCCUAGUGUACCUGCACUGUUGACGGAACCCAUUUCCAACAACACUUGCUCAUCUGGGUCUCACUAUGACCAUUUGAGUAAUCUUCCAUUUGAGGUUCUGCAGCACAUUGCAGGGUUCCUGGAUGGCUUCAGUCUGUGUCAGCUGUCUAGAGUAUCACGGAUGAUGAGAGAUGUGUGUGCUAGUUUGCUGCAGGUUCGUGGAAUGGUUAUUCUUUUGUGGGAAAAGAGGCAAUAUCCAAAUGGACCUUCAUCUUGGCAGAUAAAAGACAAGGUGUGGAGAUUCAGUACAGCUUUUGGGACUGUGCACGAAUGGAAGUUUGCUGACAUUACUAGUAUGGCUGACCACCUGAAGAAGUGCAAGUUCAAUACUGUGGAACGAAGAGAAGAGGCUAUCCCUUUGCCUUGUAUGUGUGUGACAAGGGAGCUAACUAAAGAAGGACGAUCCCUGCGUUCAGUUUUAAAGCCAGUAUUAUGAAAAUACAUCUUCUAGUCUGCAUCUUCCACUCUGAUUAAAGAGCUAUAACACUCAACAUAACCUCUUUGUAAUUUGAUACUUUUAUCAAUGUACUGCAGAUUAUGUAUACAUAAAAAUGUCACUGUGUAUAUAAACUGUUUUGAUGUUAAAAUUAUUUUUUAUAUAAAAGUACUGUGCUGUAUUAAAGUUUAAAAGAGGAGCCUUAAUGUAUGAAAUAACACUUGACUUGCUGGAAAUAAGUUUCUUUUGAUCUUUAUCAUUAAUUUCCCCUGUGGGACUCUGAUAUCUUUGUAUAUUGUUAUGUUAUUCUGCAUGGUUUGAUAUUUAAUUAGUACCCUUUGGGUAAUUUAAAAUGUUAAGAAUAUGCACACACUAGCAAGAAACUCAAGGAAAUUUUAUUUUGUCUUUUUUUUUUAAAACUGACCAAAUGAAAUGUGCAUUUAUCACUUGUCUCAGUAUGUGAAGUGCAUGUAUUUGUAUAAUCAUUUUUACUAGCCAUAUCUUGUCUUGUACCUUACCAUUGAAUCUUAACAGCUAAAGGAGUUAGGACAGCAUUUAAGGCUCAAGAGUUUUGUUUUAGUCUAAAAACAAGUAGGACAUGAAGUCUUGCACCUAACAUUUAUGUUGAUGAUAGGUUUUGUUGCAUGGUGAGAGUUUGCAGGAUAUUUUCACAGCAAAUUGCAAUGUUGUGUUAUGCAGAUCUUUUACAAUAUUGUUUUGGAGUUCUAUACAGUGCACAUAAUUAUUUCAUUGUAAUGGUAAAUUAAAACAAAUACAAUACUGUAGUAUAAAGAUGAUCACCUAGCACUUUAUUUCCUAAGUGUAAUUUUAAGUUAACUUUUAAUUUGUAGUGCACCUCAAACCUUUCUUUAACACCGAGGAAAGACAGGAAGGAUUUUUGUAUAAAAACCCCAAAGUUGCCCUCAUUUUUCUUGUGUGUAUUUACAUACACAGAAUUCUGCAGUGGACUGCUUUACUACCUGUUCAUGCACAUGUUUCAAGCAGUAAUGUAUGUACUUUGUGUGCAAUUCUCAGCUGCUUUUUAGUGCUAUGAUUGAAUCUGCAAACUGGACACAAAGAGAGUAAAGAAACACAUGAGAGAAAAAAAAUUCCUGCUGCUUAACACUGGGGUGAAGUAGUUAUUUUUUGUUUGCUCCUUGGAAGAGCAGUCAGAAUCGUGCAUGAUGUGCCCUUCACCACCACUGCCAUCUUUUAAAAGUAAAUGAGUAGUGGGGAAGCUAUUGUUUGGAAACACAGUUACAUUUAUCUAGAUACCUCUGACUGGAGGUGAAAGCACUUUAACAGUAAUGUUCAUCACAGGUGCAGUGGGCAUAUCUAAAUGCAUGUGAUUGUGUUGCUGUUUAAUAAAAGGAAUGUACAAUCCUACUGCAUCUUCCUGAUUUUUUUAUUACAGUCCCCAUUCAUGAAAAGGCAAGGUAAACAGAAAGAGCAAGGUUUGUAGGAAUACAAGGACUGUACUAUUUCUCUACAGCUCGUAUCCUCGGAACUUGUGAAAAUGGAAUAACAAGAAAGAUUCAAUUUGUGCAGCCUUUGGCGCAUAAAAUAAAAGACCAUAGUGAAUUUGCUCCCUAUGUGUCCUGUAUGCAAAAUCUAAACAACUUAAAUUUUUGGUGGUUCAAGAUUUAUUUUUUUGUCCCCAAUAUGCCCCCCCUGAUUGGUGUUUCUGUAUAAACAGCUCCCUGAAGCUUUUUUUAAUUCUAUUGUAUAGAAAUAGGUUUUGAAGCUUGCUUAGGACAUUUUGUAUAACUUUUAUUUCAUAUAAGUGGAUAAUGGCUGCUUGUUGCUGGGCAUAUAAUGAAAUGAUCGCAACUUGAUUUCAGGAACUUAUACAGGAUACCAUACAGUAUUAUUUAGAUUUUUUUGUGGUUUGAAACGAUUAACACUAUCCCUAAAUGGGGAUUUAAAGUUUACAAAAGCUGAAAUAUAUCCGUCUUAAUACAUUUUAAAGAAAUGUGGAAUCAAUUCAUUGAUGUAUUCAGAUGAGUUAGGUUUGCCUUUUAUAUUCAUAUCUAAUACAUCAGACUUUAGAUGAGUGCACUGCAGACAUUUGAUGAGAUGUACAAUCUGAGAAACCAUGGUAUUUAAAUUGAUCAAAAUAUACACAAGACAAUUAGGAUAUGAACUGCUGCUAAAGAAGUGGAAGCUGGGUUUGUGAUUAAUAUAAUAUUACUUCUUCCUCUUGCUAAAGGUCAGAGUUUUGGUUGAAUAGACAUAAUUGCAAGAGUAUUGAUUUACAUCACCCUGCUGGGUUGUUAGUGUUAAAUCAAAUUAAAAUUUAGGAUUGCUCUUUGAAAAUAUUUUUGGACUUUAAUUAUUACCAUUCUUUUUAGGAUUCAACAGAUGAUUAAGUUUAUUUUGAAUACAAAAUGUGUCUGUUUUUUAUAUAAUUAAAAUAACAGCUUUAUAGAAAUUGAGACUGGCAAAUGUUACUACUCUUGAAUAGCUUUGAGGCAUUUUUGGAAGGUGGAAAAUAAAAUUUGAUUUGAAAUUCAAAUCAAACCCACGAGAUGAAACGAGACCUUUUUGUCUUAAAUACUGAAUGUGUUAAAGGUUUUCUUACGGCAAUGAAAAGAAAAUAAUGAAUUUUCCUUGUUUAAAUAUUCUUUAUAAAAAUCAAUUUAAUGUAAGUAACAAGCUUUUGAAAAAUGGUCAUUUUCAGAUUGUAGUAAUAAUUUGAUCUAGGAGGAGGAACAAGUAAAGGUUUAUUCCAUGCUGAAAAGAGAAGAAAAGAAAUGCAACUUUCAGCUGUGUGAUCUAUGCAGAAUAUAUAUUUGAACACGCUUUGCGUCACACGUAUUAGUCUUCCUUUUAGCUUCACAGAAUUCAUAACGAGUGUGUGAUAUACUACUCAGAAUCCUGUGUUUCUCUCCCUGGUGUAUGGUCAUGUUCCCUACUUACCCCUGUCUUCAUUGAAGUGAGAGUAGGAAUGUGAUUUAAGUCAUCCAGGAAGUGUUGCUUCUUUGCUUGUGGCCCUGAAAACCUGUGGGAAGAUUUGUUAUAAGAAACAUUUAUGUCAUUUGUUUGAAACUGUUGAUCAUACAAUCAUUAAAAACUCCUGCGGUUUGCAGUGAUCCUUUUAUUAGAGUUGGUUGUCUUGAUGGUUGUAACAUUCAAUGCAUAUACCUGUUAUAAUUUUGGUUAAUAAAAUUUCCUUCACCCAAGA
Lepisosteus oculatus (spotted gar) is the source of this 5712-nucleotide messenger RNA. It is a transcript of the gene fbxo30a, whose product is annotated as F-box protein 30a. The record is from RefSeq and is a predicted model, not a curated record. Gene Ontology annotation, molecular function: ubiquitin protein ligase activity; zinc ion binding; protein binding. Lineage: Eukaryota; Metazoa; Chordata; Actinopteri; Semionotiformes; Lepisosteidae.